CAGACUUCUUUGCAUGACGCACAGUAAAUAACAACAUCUUCGCUGAAUUUUAAUACAAACCCUUUACUUUUUUGUCGCCUGCCAAAGGCCUUCAAAUGCAGUAAUCUAAAACCUAAACUGCAUUUUUUGAAGCUUAAAUCCAGCAAGUGACUCUUAAGGAGGGGUAAGAAUUCAGUUUCUUCAGUAAAACCAUCAUUUAUUCAAUGCCGAAGGCCCUAAAACGCAUAUCCGGCCGUUGUUUAAUACCAUUUUUGAAGAUGUCAAUUUCUUGAUUUUAGUUUCUGAAGACGCUUGAAGACUAUACAGGAGCUUGUCUCUACGAAUGAUGAACAUUUAUUUAUAAGCUCACAUGGAACAAAUACAAGUGGAAGCAGAAACUCAGUGGUAGGUGAAGAUUUUCAAAGUUGACUUCACAUAUGUGUUGUCGAUACUGUUGUAAAAUUUCUCCUGAGCUCCACUGAAACAAUACAACAAUAAGUGGUCCAGCGCCGCUUACACGUGUGUCUUGAUUUUGAUUCUUUUUUAGGAUCUACACCUUUGCAGACAGCUCAAGAAUCUUGACCAUUGUUAUAUCGAUUUUGCUGAUUAUCUAUGGCAGUUUCAGGUGAGAUUAUGUUUUUAUUUUUGUGAGGUUCUGGUCAAGUGACGUUCAUCCAUUGUCAGCGCUUUCGAAUGUGCGUGACCUCAAAAGACGGACGCAGUUGUUCGAAUUUAAAUCAGUAUGCAAUCCGCCUUUUAGCUUUUCCCAAUUUCUUAGAGUUACAAGUUAUUUGAUAAGUGGAAAAUAUCAGGAAAUCAUGUUAAUUUUGAUACUUCAAAAACGAAAUUUCAGUUUUUGUCAAAAUGUACAUGUAACACGUUCCAUGUAGUACAGCUGUAACUUUAUCCUAGUUUAUCUUUUAAGAGAAUUGCAUGUAUCUAUGUUAUUUCAGCCAUAAAUAAAAAUGGUUUUCCACUUUUUUUUCUUGGUAGCUCAAAGCACAUGUUAUUUGUAGACGUCUUUUUGAUAGCUUUUUUGUUUUAAUUCAAAGCAACGUGACCUUUACAUGAAUACAUUCAGAUACAUUAAUGUAUGCCCAGACACAAAAAUCCUGCCAAACCUGUACUACUGAAAAAUUAUUUUCACCAGGAAUUAUUUUGAAAAAUAAUUUUAUAUGGACACUUACUUCUGUGUGUAAAAUCUUCAGUGCUCUUGUUAUGCAAGCAGUAAUUUGAAGUUAUUUACAUAAAAGAUGUAUUUUUUUUUAAUUAUGGUAUUUGUGUCCCUCUGUGCCAUUAAAAGCCUUCUUCUAUUAUAAAUCUGUCUCAUGGAAAUCAGGGCUAGUGUUACACAUGUUACUUUUAGUGUUAUUUAACCAACCCCCAAUGUCCUGCCUUAGAACUCUUUGAAGCUCUAGAGCUGUACCAUACUGCUACUCUCUGGUCCUCUGGUAAUUUCACAAGAAUCUUUGACCGGCUCUAUAAGAGGCACAUUGAAUUAUUUAUUUUUCAGAGUCACAGUGACAAGAAAUGCAUUAUAAUUUAUUAAUCCAUCCUAAUUUGAAUGCCAUUUAUUUCAUUGUUUGAAGUGGCAGCCCUUUCAAUCAUAAUAAAAAAAAUCAUGGUUAUUAUUACAAAAAUGUGGUUUUAAACUACUUUCUUGCUACUUUAUUUUCUGAUCUGAAAUACAUGUACAUAUGAAGGGAUUUUGUUAGUUUGAAAUCUUAUCAUCUACAUCAAUUUUUAAUUCAAAAAGUGGAAAUUUUGUCACUCUCUUCUGGACGAUAAAAUGCUGAUCAAAAUUUCCCCAACGACUGAAUGAGAAAAUGACAAACAUUAUUUAUAUAAAGCUUGUAACACAAGCUCUUCUUUGAGGCUAAAUGAUGCUGGAAUGGUAAAUGGUACUUUUCUCAGGAUAAUGUUGUGCUAAAUAUAUGAUCAGAGACGAAUAUCAGGAUUAGGGACGGAUCUGCAAAUCCUCAGUUGUUAUUGAGGGGUAACAUCAAGAGUUUGUCUUAUCUUGAUUGUUGUUUUCUUCAAGAUGUUACCUAAUCACAAUGAUUCUUUGUGUCACUAGCUGUCUUACUUGCUUUUGAAUCUAGGGGUCAAAUGUUGCUGUUGAUUUAACUGAAUUCUUGCAUAAUUAUUACAUAACAUGUAUAUUAUUUUCAAUUUACUACAUAAUUGAUCGUUCAAAAUAUAGAACUUCCUGGCUUUCCAGAGGGAGUAGACGGGUCCAAGGUUGAACUAUUUCAAAACCAAGUUCAGAAAUUAUGAACACAGUCAUCAACUUUUAUGAUAGUUAGCCUGUCAUGCCCUUACUCCCAGCCUUAAAGUUGCUUAAAAUUGCAGUGUAAUUUAAUUAAAGUACUUUGUACAUUGUGCAAACUUAGCAAAUUAAAGAGACACUGUUAAUUGAACAAAAGCAUUUAAACUCCAGGUUCAAAUAAUGCUUUAAUCUGCCUCUAGACAGACUCUUUCCAUAACCAUAAUUUUAUGAUACUUUGUCGGAACAUGAACAGUAAAAGUCGUCUUCAAAAAUAACAGGAUAUCCUGUUUUUUUACCAUUAUGCUUUAAUGAAAACUUUCCCAUAAUUUUAUGAUACAUGUACAUGAACAGUAAUAAGUAACAUAUCCUGUUUUUUUUUACCAUUAUAAUGAAAACUUUCUCAAAAUUGUUGCAAAUUUCAUUCCAUUUGAGUAAGAAGUGGUCUGGUUACAUGCAUGUAUCCAUAUUUAUUGUCUAUAGGGCCUUGGGAUUGGAUGCGGCAUUUAACUUACCGGAAGAUGGGGAAGCCGAACAGCCAAACCCAAGUUCCUCUCCUUUUGCAAGACUUAUGGAUGGUGAGGGUGAAAUCAUCUUUAUUUUUAGGGAUAGUAGCACUGUGAUCAUGCAGACUGAAUGGUCAUUUUUAGAAAAAAAAACCUUACAAACAGUACUUUUAUCUAGUAGUACUAUUAGUUUUAAGUAUUUCCCUGUAUUUAGGUUAGAAUGUUUACAUGAUUUUGAUCAAAUUGAUACCUCUUUUAUUGCUUUUUAAAUUUGUUAGUAAAUACUGCCAAACAAAAUAAUAUUAUUCUGUGUUAACCACAGUUGUUGACAAAACAUCAUUUGGUUUGUAUUAGGUAUCUUGCAUGUACAAUCUUUAGGUUGUGUUUCUAGUUUUAUCCUUAGUUUGCCUAUAGUUUUGUUUUACUUUGUUUCUUAUUUGAUAUCUGCAAAAAAAUUUAAAAUGUCAGGCACUGUUGACACCUUCCUUUCACAUUAAAUUCUAGCCUCUUGAGCGUUAUCAUUUCCCUUUGAAGAUAUUUUCAGUUGAAGAAUUUUUUACAUACAAAUGUAUUUCAUUAAGUAGCCAUCUAUCACUGUAUCAUUAUACCAUACUUUGUAUUUUUUUUAAUUAGCCAAUGAAUAAUUAUAAGUAAAGCUGGUAUGUUGUUAUUUCCAUUUCCAGGGUUCCAAACGAUCAACACUGCUCAAGCUGUGUUUUUGCCAGUUGGAGCUUCUUUCUCUCUUCUUGUGAUGUUUUUCUUUUUUGAUACCCUCCAAUUUUUCUUUGCACUCUGUACUGCCGGUAAGUGAAAUAAAAUUAAUAGAACAUCUUGAUAACAAUCUUCUCCAAAAAUGAUAAGCUCUGAUCAGUUUUGGUAGAAAACUACCUGUAUACCUAGGAGGGUACUCCGGAUUUCAAGUGAUGGGAAUGAUUAAAGGUUUUUUGGGGUUUGAAACUUUCGAUUCCAGGAUUUUUUGAGGUAGGAAAUUUUGUCAAGUAUUUUUUCAAGUACAAAUGUAGGGAAUUUUUUAUUCAAGACAAUUAUGAAGAGUGGUGGCUGCGUAGUUCUUCCAAUAAAGUAGAAUCAAACUUGGGCUCAGAAAUUGUUACAUUGGAUAAUGCAAAGCAGUGCUCUGACCCUGAUUGUUCUUAUUUUAAAAACAAAAAUUUAUAAUUAACAAGAAAAAAUCUUGAAUAUUGUUGUUAUUGUAUUUGUUGUUGUUUUUCUAUUUUAUUCAAUUACCGGUAAUAGGUUUUUUCGCUACAGUGUGCUCUUUUUCAUUUUAACAUACAUGUACCGGUACCUUUCAUAUAUUAAUGAUAAUUUAUUCUUGGGAUCGAUGUUUACAUGUCCGUGUACACUGUACUAUGCUCUGCUUUCUUUGCAUGUCCUUCUUUAUACACUUUCACAUUUAACUACUAAUAACUGCUAUAUUGUAAAUUAAUUGUUAAUGAAUAUAUCAUUGUUCUUUUUUUUCAGCUUUGGCGAUGAUAGCUUUCUCUUUUGUUCUUAUGCCUGUCUGUCAAUUUCUAACAAGACCCUGCUUUGGAAGUGGCAAUCAAAAGUAAGUGGUCAGGUUAUUUCCUGUGUCAUUUUUAUAUUAAGGCUGCUUGUUCAUGACCAGGUUUUUUGCGUCAAUAACUUUUACCACUGAUUUCAGAUAUUAUGUUGGCUUUUGUGGCCGUGUCACCCCAGCAGAGGCUAUGUCACUUGUUUGUUCUUCUGCAUUAGUUUUGGUCUGGAUUGUAACAGGACAUUGGGUUCUAAUGGAUGGUAAGUUAUUUCCACUAAAUAAAUGAAAUAAUGUAUGUUUCAUGCACAGGCCCAAAGCUGUGCAUUAAGAGAAAACCUGCUAUAAAAUCCCGGGCCCAGUGAGUGUCAUUCUUAAACAACAUUUUUGUCAGUUAGGGGCAAGAGCCAAAGACCACUGCAUGUAGCCUGUGUAGCAGGUAGUUUGAAUUAUUUUUUCAAGAAGUACGUAUUCAAGGCUAGAAAAAAAAACUUGCAUCCCAAAUGUCCUUUGGGUAAGCAGCUCUCACAGUUCUAUUGUGCGAGGCCACUUUAGUUUGUCAGAAGGAGAUACCAUAUAUUGCCAACUCUCCCAGACACAUUACCGAUCUCGGACUGCUCUCCAGUACAGGUCACCAAAUCUCCCGUUCCGGAUAAAAACGACUUUUGAGUAUUUCUGUGCUUUCGUUUUAAAUUAGCCCAUUUUUUCCAAAAUAGUAGGGUUUCUGCAUUUUUCGCACAUUAUUUAGUCACUGACAAAGACUAUCUUCUCAUUACAAUGGUAAAUGCGAAUUUUGAUAGUAUGUACUUUAUGUAAGACUUCAUAAUGUCCUAGGCCAUUCCCAUGACUGUCAUAAUUUGGGGGCUGAGUCGAUUUGUGGGUGGGGCGGGGGUUUGUUGACAUUUGGGGGAGGGAAGUAGUGCAAGAGAUAGAGUCUGAUCCAGAUUUUAGAUCUGUAGAGGCUGUCAUCUCUAAGAUACAGAGCUUCAUGUAAAAUCUGAUUUGAGGUCAAAUGAGAAAAGGAGAAGGGAGGGAAUGGGGGAAGGAGUUGGGAAUCCCUGCAGUUUCCUUUCCUCACCCCUGAGACUCCCUUGACUUCUCAUUUUACUGUGGUCCAGCUUUCAUAUGACUGUUUCGUCUUGAAAAUUUUUUGCUUCCAAUUGUGAGUUACCUUCUAAUAAACGUGCCAAAACUCCCCAACUUCUCUUAGCACGUUAUAAGUCCCAACAGUAAUUAAAGUAAUAAUAAUUAAACAAAUAUAAUUUAAAUUAGUAAAAUUUAUCGCUUGUGAUACUUUGAUGUCCCUUUCAGCAUUAGCCAUGGGAUUGUGUGUUUCAAUGAUUGCCUACAUUCGCUUGCCAAGCCUCAAAGUUUCAACUCUUCUAUUAAUAGGCCUGUUAGUUUAUGAUGUAUUUUGGGUAAGUUUUUGAGAUAUCCUUUCAAGAUAUCCUGAUAUAGCUGCUAUAGUUUUCUGCUUAGCCUUAGUUUCUUUUAGGUUGGUUUAACUUGUAACGUAACCCUGAGAUUAAGUUUAAACUGACAAUUAGAUAUACUUUUUACAGUCUGUUUUGGAUGCCAUUGUGGGUAAACAAAAUCUUAGUGGGUCUCUGAGUAGAAGCUCAAAAGUAUUUUAUUAGCCUAGCUUCAAUGCAAGUGUAUCUUUGACGUGAGCGAUUAAGCUCCAUGCUUAUGUUCAUGACACUGUUAAGCUGCCAUAUUUGAUUAUAUGAGGAAAGUAGAUUAGGGAGAGUUAAGGAAAAGCAACCUUUGAGGUAGUGGCUAGGGCCAUUGGAGGAAGGCAAUUUUGGGGCAGUUUCAAUAUGUUGUUAAUAAUGGAAGGGGCCCAGACCCCCACCCCCCCUUAUUUUUAGACGAAACUGAGAAAAAAAAUUUUGUUUGACACCGCCCCCCCUUAUCUCAGGGUUUGAAUGACCCCCCCCAAUCCUUAUCUGAAGGUCUGGAUCUGCUGCUGCAGUGUAGGCUAGUAUCAUAUUCCUGAGAAAAUUUUGUUGAAAGUUUGGCUUAACCCUGGAUUAAAUUUCACCAGAUUUUGAAAAACCUGGGCCUAAAUAAUGAGAACACUAAGAUAUUCCAUAGUUCUUUUGAUUAUAACAUUGUAUAUGAUUGUGUAUUUGGUCACAUUCCAGGUCUUUUUUUCAAGUUAUAUAUUCAAAGCCAAUGUUAUGGUGCACGUUGCAACACAGCAGGCUGAUAACCCUGUAAGUACUCAAUUAAAGGGAACACUACUAUAACUGAGCAGUACAAAAUCAAAGCUCAUCUCAUCAACUUGUUUUGUUGUCAGAAAGGUUAAGUGGCUGGCAUUAUAGCUUGCAAAGGACACAGUUAGGUCUUAAAUUGCUUGGUUGCAUGAAUACCUUAAACUGCCGCUUAUGAGUGCUGGGCUUAUACAUGUACAUCUUCCUAAGGGGUAUUAACCCUUAAGACCCAAGAGUGAUCAACAUCAGUUUUCUUUAAACAAUAUCCAUAUAUCAUCAAUAGAAAGGGUUAUGAGAAUUUAUAAAAUGAUCUCCAAAGGGAAAUGCUUCGAUCUUUCAUCAAAUUCUUCAACUAAUUCUUUAGGGAAAUGUAUGGAGACCAGUUUGGAGAAUUUCUCUCUACAUACUAGGGCUUAAAGGGUUAAGAGGGCUUACAAACAGAGGUGCUUAUAAUAAUCCGAGGUGGCUCAUAAGCACAAUAAAAGAAAGCAGUUGGAAACAAGCUUUAGCAGUUGUUGUCAAAAUAUGUUACAUUUACUGGCUUUUAAUUAAGCUUCAAAAUAACAUAAUAAAUAAAAUUCAUUUCAAUACAAGCCAGAGGGGGAUGUAUAUAUUCAGUGGGGACUUAUAAUCAGAUGUUUUUUUAUGUGUGUGUUUCAGGUAGAUGGGCCAAAAGGUGGGGGGGGGGGUAUUAAAUGUGGGGUGCUUUUAAGCAGCAGUUUACUGUAGACAAGCAAAAUAAGACCUCUGUCAUCAUUUUAGCACAUGAAAUUACAGUCAGGUUUCUGUAAGUUCUAUGGCAUGUUCUGUAAAGAUGAAUGGUGCAGUUUUAUCAAAAUUGACCCUAAAAUGAUUCUUAAUUAAAGAACAGGUCAUCGCUUUACAUGUAUCUGAAAAUCUUUCUUGGUUGUCUUCUUUUUCCAGGUCCAAAUCAUGGCAAGUAAAUUAAGAAUGAACUCUGUAGGAAAUAUAUCUCCACAAAUUUCCCUUCCAGGAAAGUUGGUUUUUCCAAGGUUAGCCUCUGAUUUUUCCUUCUAAUCAGUACAAGUCGUUCUCUGCUGGCAGAGGUCUCUCAUUUUUGCUUUGUCGUGAGAGACCUCUGCUAGCAGGGAAUACAAGUCGUCAAAAGAUUCAUAGAAAUUAAGAAGUAUUAAUGUUGUUGCAUUUUUUUUUUCAGUAUGCGUGAUAGAGGCAGAUUCUCUAUGUUAGGAUUAGGAGAUAUAGUAAGUUAUAUUCAGUGUCAACCUUUUAGUCUUAAAACUUAGAUCACUUUAAAAAAUAAGUAUCCCAAAACAUGAUACUAAUCAGAUCUUCACUUUCCACCUCUUACUGUCAUUUAUAUUUUAAAGGGCAAAAGGGAGACAGCCAUAAAUAACCUCAAAUUCUAAUAUUUUAUGUCAGUCAAGACUAAUGUUGUUACAGUGGAACUUCGAUAUAACAAAGGGUCAAGGGACUGGCAAAAUAUGGUUGCUAUAACGUGGUUCUUUUCCAUAUAUUUAACCAGAAGCCGGGUCCUGAUUUUACUAUUACUGGUGCAUAGAGUAUUCUUUGCCAAGCAAGCAAGCGAGCAUAUAUGUUUAUUGAUGUCUAAAGUAGUUACAAAUUAAGUUCAUACAUACACGUACAUGUACAUACCAACAACCUCUGCUUGCAUAUAGCUUGGCUAAUCGAGGUGGCAGAGGAAACGUAAUUCACUAGGAAGGAAUUAAGAAAAGGAAAGGAAAAGGAAGAUAGAUCUAAAUAAAUAAUACAAGAAGAUGAACUGAAGUUAUUACAAUACAACAUUACAAAAUUACAAACUUAUUUUACAUUUCAUAUUAUCUUGCUUAAUUUAUUAAUUAUUAAAAUAGGUGUGUCAACAUAAGUAUCCUCCAAUUCGUAAAUAUUUAAAAGAAGCCUUAAAUUUAUGCUUAGGGAGUACUCAGAUACUUUGAGGAAUACUGUUCAUUAUACUGAGGACUUCUUUAAAUAGAGGUUUGUUAUAUCUAGGUUCCACUGUAUUGGGGAAGUAGUUGAUGUGACAGAAGGCUGAUAUCUUAUGACUUUUAUUGGCUUUUCAGUCAAGAAUUGUUCGUUUAACUUCAUUUCUGAUUUUCUUUUUAAGGUUAUGCCAGGACUUCUCUUGUGCUUUGUUAUGAGAUAUGAUAAUUAUAAAAAGCAAGCAGCCGCAGCAGCUGAUAUGGACCAAUCAAAGAUAACUUAUUUUCAUUGCUCACUUAUUGGAUACAUUGUAGGUAAGAUACUGAUAACGUCACUACAUCUCUUAGCUAAGAAUGUGUAAACUCUUAUUAUCUCCAAUUACCCUAAUUUUCAUUUCAAAAAUAGCUAGCUGUUGUGGAUCAAGUCUUCUUUGGUGGCUUGAUUUGGCAAACUUUACUGGGUUCCAAAAAGUCAACUUCAAGAAAUUAAUGGUGUUAAAUAACAUAACGUGAUUUUGGAUUUUUUACUAUUGACCAAACCACUUAAAAGUAUGCUACUGAUGUGGGUAUACAUGUAUAUAGGGGACUUUUUUUUCUCAUCCUGCUCCUAUUCCCCUGUCCCACCCAUUCUCCAGCAAAACCCCAACCGCUUUGUUUACAACUGUAUCGUUAUAUCAUGGGCCAAGAAUAGAAGAAAGAGAAAAAUAUAGAUAAGAAUAGUAGUCUAGCUAUAAUGGCCAUCAUCUGUUAUCAGUUCUGAGAGUCAGUCAUCAGUCAGCCGAGAGGGCAACAUUUUACGGCCUGGGACUGGAGGGUAGGAACGAGCAAAGAAUGAACCUCACUCGGCCUCGGCAGAGGCUCAAUGGAGCGUUUACUUUCGGGAGAAUCCGCUGCGUGAAGUUGUAGGUAGCCUUUUGGCUUUGGUGCCUGCGAUCAUUUUGCGAAACGGAAAUCCAGUUACACCCAGAUUGUGAAGACAGUGUUGGGAGAUGUGAAGCAGGACUUCGUGCCACACUCCAUUAUUUGAACGCCUGCUGGAACAGGCUAAGAAAGGGGCUCACCCAUGUGACAAUGUGAUUUGUCGAGGAAGUGAUUAAAAAAAUCAAUGGUGUUAAAUAACAUAAUGUGAUUUGUCGAGGAAGUGCAAGUCGUCAUAGGUGUCCGUCCUUCAAAUAAGUGAGAAUGUUUCUUGGGAUAGAAGUAUUUUCGCACUGAAUGUAAUGAAGUAAACUAGUUUGGACCUUGCUAUUGUCUUGUUUUCCCCAGGUUUAGUUACAGCUACAGUAGCAUCUGAAGUGUAUAAAGCAGCCCAGCCAGCAUUACUGUACCUUGUACCGUUUACACUAUUACCUAUUCUGGUCAUGGCCUAUCUCAAGGUAAGGUCUAUGUUGAACUGCUUCCCAGAUCGCGUGCAACUGGCCCUUUCCUUAAAUGGGAAAAUAAUUACCUCCAAAACAUCCAAGGUAUCCUAACAAAAUUUAGCAAGAUGCUCAACGCACCCAACAAGUUUAGCCUGCGCAAAAAAAGAGAGGGGAGGGGAGAUAGAGGAAAGCGUGAAAUGGGAAGGGGAAAAGAGAGCAUUUCCCUUUCCCCUUCUCCCCAAUCCCCUCUCCCUUUUCCCUCCUUUCCCCUCCCCUCUCGACGCCUGUCAAGUAGGCCAAAGAGGUUGUGCCCAUACCAGGCUGGGGUUUUGUUGGCCAUUUUUGUUGGGAGUGUACUGUUUAUGCAGACACUUUGUCACUGACUACCUUCUUACUAGUGUUCGAAAAUUUGGGAACAAUAUUUUGCAAGUAUUAAUUUUUGUGAUUCCGGGGGAAAAGUGAACAAAGAGUUAAAAGCGUCUGGAGGCAAGACUUGGUUGGUAGAAAGCUACGUACACUUCAUGAAACGAGAAGGAGCUAAAAACGUUUUACAGUAUGGUAUUUAAGUCCGUGUGUUUUAUUUUCGCGUUUCUGUUUCCAAAACGCGAAAAUGGCUUGUCGACAACUACCAUCUGCCUUGAAGCCCGUGUUUUCCAUCUCACUUAAAGGGUGAAUUUAAUUUAAGAAUCUCAAUAUGGAGACCGUUAAAAGGUAGUUUUGGUGACCAUAACAGUUCUGUAGGAUUAACCGCGAGGAGUUUUAUUGAAGUGACCAAGUUUUUGCUUCUGUCAACAAAUGAAUAAGUUGUCGCACUGUCGAAUAGUGCGCACGGUGACGGGCCAGCAAGAAGACUGAACUUCCAGCUGUUUUUUUUCUUUUUCAGGGCGAUCUGCGGAAAAUGUGGCAGGAUCCCUUUGUAGCUGCCAGUGCUAAACUCAAGUUCAUGGAAGUAUGACACAUUGUGUAACGUACUGAAAAUCACAUAGAGACAUUUCAUGCAAUCUAUGGUCUGGUUGAGGACCUACAUUGAUGAAUGCAUUUUCGGUUUCAACAACUUGAAACAAACAACUUGAAACAAACGAGUUUGCUUUUCUACUGAACUGAACUGAACUGAACUGAAGUGAAGUGAUAUCAGUUGUGGGAUUAAGAAAGAUGGAGGUGCGGUUGCCAGCUCACAAGCAAGAUUCCUACACCAAAGUACAGAUGUUACUGGUCAACAAAGGCGAUGGAAAGUACACCUCCUUCGCUUUAAGAGCUUUUGAUUUACACAAUUCACUUUUUAACCAGUUAUAGAGAAGCCCAAUGUUCUUAGUUAUUACAUUUAUAUGUGUAACUUGAUGAGUUUGGGAUGUUUUCUUUAUGUAACCUGUUUCACUCCUCUCUGUUGUCUGAACGGCUAUUGACUGUGUGCUGUGCUGGACGCACAUUGUAUGGAAUUCAAAGUAACCAUGGGACUUGACAAAAAGUAGAGUUCUGUUGCAUCAUUUUUGUAAUUAUACAGGGGAAACGUUUUCUUUUUAGAGCAGCCUUCGUAACUGUAGGAGUGACGUUGGUUUGUUGCCGUUCCCGUCGUCCAUUGCGACGAAAACGAGAAUGUCCUAAUUAAGGGUGAAAUGGAUUUGCGUUUUCUCAGACGUUGCGAUCAUGCCAUUUCGUUUAGAAUGACAAGUGUAGGUGAAUUUGGAGUUGGAUUCAUAGGGUUCAAACGGAGGUUCAGAAAGAGAAAAAAUAGUUGUCGUCUAUCUGUGUCUUCCAUACCUUGCGAAAGCAAAUUUCACGCCGUGGCCGUAGAGUUACGACUAUGAAAUGUGCCAAAAAGUGUGAUGAACGUGCAGAGUUGGCCGUCGCUGUUGUUAAAGCUCCCUUUAUUUGAUGCCAGUACGACAGUAGCAAUAAAGUAACCGCCACUUGUGCAGUGAACUAGCGUUCUUUCAAGCCUCAUUGCGAUUCAUCCAACUUCCUCAAAUUGUCAUUAACCUAGGUGAAUUCUCCUGAUGUUGAAUUCUUGUGGACCAGAAAGACCAGUAGUCAUGUGAUCAAUAAAACGUCCCAUUAACACACUUUACGUUUUCCUCGCGAAGUGCACGUGACGGCAAGAAAAUGUACCAAAACGAGCGAUGCACGUGAAGAUUUCUCGUUAGCAUCGCUGAGAUUAGCCUGUUUCAGGCUCCAGGGGAGUCGUACAGCAAAAAGUGAUAAGAAAAACGCGCAGGAGCUAGGGAGAGAGAAAGGGCGCCAAUGCCCCUGCCCACUUCCCCAGAUCGCGCGUGUGUUGAUUUCGCUUGGCUUGUUUUAUUUUCACGAAGUCCUAACUAUCUGAGAGCCUGGAAUAGGCUAUGUGAGAUCUUCCUGCGAAACCUGUUACGUUGGUGACUCUGCAGGCCUCUUGUCAACUUCCUCCGCUUGCUCCUCUGAACAGGCGUUUUUUUUAAUAUACCAUAUUACGCGUGAUCAGAGAUGCCUGUGUAUAGGGAGUUGAAACACGCCUUUUUAAAUGAUUUUGUAAAUACUUAAGCAAUUUCAUAGUUCCUAUUAUUUAUUUCAUGGGAAUUUUUUCAUGUAAGAAUCAUAUACAAGCGAUAUUCGACCUGCAGGUUGUUUAACGCUUAAUGAUGAACUGAGGACGCUACUAGCAUUGGAUUUUUAGCUUUAUAGCAGACUGUUUUAGUCUCUCACUUUGGGUUAACGUAACUAUUAUUUACAUGAUCGUACAAGAUAAAAUCUUGUUAACAUUUGAUUAACCUGAACAUGAACAUGAGAACAUGAACAUGAGAUAAAAUGUAAAAAUUAAAUCAUAGGCUAAAUAAUUUUAUUGUCACUG
Molecule: messenger RNA, 12581 nt
Organism: Porites lobata
Lineage: Eukaryota; Metazoa; Cnidaria; Anthozoa; Scleractinia; Poritidae
Source: the annotation of a GenBank genome assembly